This is a messenger RNA of Chaetomium globosum CBS 148.51, 1686 nucleotides long. RefSeq lists its product as uncharacterized. The coding region runs from base 1 to 1686 and encodes 561 amino acids. Gene Ontology annotation, cellular component: CAAX-protein geranylgeranyltransferase complex; cytoplasm; protein farnesyltransferase complex. NCBI's taxonomy places the organism in Eukaryota, Fungi, Ascomycota, Sordariomycetes, Sordariales, Chaetomiaceae. The record is from RefSeq and is a predicted model, not a curated record. Gene Ontology annotation, biological process: protein geranylgeranylation; protein farnesylation. The transcript is spliced from 3 exons. Gene Ontology annotation, molecular function: protein farnesyltransferase activity; CAAX-protein geranylgeranyltransferase activity.
AUGCCCGGCCAAAGGCAAAGGAGCGAACAGGACCAAAGCGUCCGAAACCACCACCGCCACCACCCACCACCACCACCACCACCACCACCACCAACAACAACAAAAACGCCACCCCCCCAACAACCCCGCCCGAAACCGUCCUCGCUCGCUCCGAAGCGCGCUACGCCGCCGCCCGGCCCCACGAAGCCCGCCUCCGCCAGAAAGGAGGCGGCUCGCUCUCCACGCUCUCCCACCCGGAACAAACCGCCUGGCUGGCCGCGCGCAUCGCGUCCCGCAUCGCCGCCCGUCCGGGCGCUCGCGUCGUCCUCGACUGCUGCGGCGUCUUCGGGUGCGGUCGCGAAGCUCGCGUGUGGUGGGGGGGUCAAGACGUUGAAGGAGGUGUGGAAGGUUGUGAACGAGGGUGGGGUUGCGUUGAGGGUUGCGAGGGUGAAGAAGGGGGAUAAAGGUGUUGGAGCGGGUGUGAGGGAGUACGAGGCGAAGUGGGAGCGCAAAGUGGUGUUGGGGUGUUUGGAGGUGGAGAGUCGCUGUUUUCGGACGAGGAGAGAACGUGAAAGGAAGGGAGAGCUUGAGGUUCUUACUGGGGAACCGGUUGUUGUGACGGAGCAGGAGGUUUUUGAGGAGACUAGACGGCGCAAGGAGAUGGCUGCGCUGAAGAAGGAGUUGUAUGGCGGUGGUGUGGGUAAGGAGGGGAAGUUGGCAAUGGAUCCGGAGUGGGAUGAUGUUGAGCCGGUGGUGUUGGAGGAGCCUGAGGGCGCGCUGGCGGCGAUUUCGUACUCCGCUGAUUAUGCUGAAGCCAUGGCCUAUCUCCGUGCGGUGAUGCAGGCUAAGGAACACUCGCCGCGCUGCCUGCGUCUGACCGAGCAUAUCAUUUCCAUGAACCCGGCACAUUAUACCGUCUGGCUGUUCCGUGCGGCCAACGUGUUCGCCCUAAAGCUCCCCAUCCCCGACGAGAUGGAGUGGCUGAACGGCGUAGCCCUCGAAAACCUCAAGAAUUAUCAGAUCUGGCACCACCGCCACCUCCUCGUGGAAAACUACCACCCCAUCAUUGCGGGCGACCCAGACGCCAUUGCCUCCUUCGCCGCCAAAGAGCGCAACUUCCUCCAACAGAUCCUCGCCGAGGACACCAAGAACUACCACGUCUGGUCAUACCGCUCGUACCUGGUCGGCAAGUUCAACCUGUUCAACGACGGCGAGGAGCUGGCGGCGAUGGAGGCCAUGAUCGACGACGACGUGCGCAACAACUCGGCCUGGUCGCACCGCUUCUUCCUCGUCUUCUCCAACCCGGACUACGCCACCCCCGGCAGCGCCGCCACCGAGGCCGACCCCGGCGUGCCCGCCGCUGUCAUCGACCGGGAGGUCGAGUACGCGCAGGAGAAGAUCCGGCUGGCGCCGCAGAACCAGAGCGGGUGGAACUACCUGCGCGGCGUGCUGGUCAAGGGCGGGCGGAAGCUGGCGACGGUCGAGGAGUUUGCGAGCGGGUUCGUUAAGGGGCUCGGAGAGGGUGAGGAGGCCGAGGACGUCCAGAGCACGCACGCGCUGGACCUGCUGGCCGAGAUUUACGCUGAGAAGGGGGACAAAGAGAAGGCGGAAUUGAGCUUGUCAAGGUUGGGGCAGAAGUGGGAUCGCAUCCGGGUUGGGUAUUGGGAGUGGCGCCGGAAGUGCUUGGAGGUGCCGGCACAGGGGUGA